Ostertagia ostertagi is the source of this 2790-nucleotide messenger RNA. Lineage: Eukaryota; Metazoa; Nematoda; Chromadorea; Rhabditida; Trichostrongylidae. The record is from the annotation of a GenBank genome assembly.
AUGGUCGCUACCGGGCAAAAGGCGAAUGCCCAGUCCCAGCCAAAAGUAAAAAACAUUAUUCUUGUACAUGGUGCAUUUGCCGAUGGCUCCGGCUGGGAAAGAGUAUAUAAUAUAUUAACCAGCAAAGGCUACAAUGUAAGCAUCGUACAAAAUCCCUGUUCAUCAUUACAACAAGAUGUGGCUGCCACCAACGCCGUGUUAGAAAGACAGGAUGGUCCUGCUAUACUAGUCGGGCAUUCGUGGGGCGGUACUGUAAUUACACAGGCGGGUAUGUCACCUAAAGUUGUACGCCUGGUUUACAUAAACGCAUUUGUACCGGAGGUAGGCGAAACAUCGGGCCAACUGGCAUCAUCUGAACCGCCGGCCAAGGAUGCCGCUGUCCUGGCACCAGACGCGGAAGGAUGGCUCUGGUAUCCAAAAGAUAAAUUUCACAUGGGCUUCGCAGGAGAUAUCAGCAGGGAAAAAGCUGAAUUUAUGUAUGCAUCCCAGGUUCCCAUCAUGGCUACAUGUUUUGCUACCCCGGUUACUGUGGCUGCAUGGAAAACAAAACCAAGCUAUGCUGUGAUCUCCACCGGCGACAAAGCCCUUAAUCCAAUAAUCGAACGAAAAAUGUACAAACGGGCGGGCUCUGUCAUUACCGAAAUUAACGCAAGCCACGUUGUUUAUGUUUCCCAGUCCCAAAAGAUAGCUGAUGCCCGUAAAGUACUGUCAGAUGCACAGGCUGCAGUAAAAGUUGACCUGUCGGGAAUUGAGGUUUCCGACAAAACAAUCACCAGCGAUGGCUAUAAAAUAAAACUUAAUAUAGUAAGACCGGCCGGUGAACAGGGCGUACUUCCCGUAUUCGUUUUUAUUCACGGUGGUGGUUGGGUGUUAGGAGACUUUCCUACGCAUCAGCGCAUGGUGAGAGAUUUGGUAGUGCUUUCCGGUGCAGUAGCAGUAUUUGUUAAUUAUACACCCACCCCUGAUGCAAUCUAUCCGCAGGCCGUCAAUGAAAUUUAUGCAGCAACUAAAUGGGUAGCUGAACAUGGUUCAGAAAUAAAUGUAGAUGGUAAACGGCUUGCUGUAGUCGGGAACAGUGUCGGUGGUAAUAUGACUGCAGUUACUACUUUACUGGCAAAGGCUAAAAAUGGACCGGAAAUAAAAUUGCAGAUGUAUGUGCUUGAAGGCGAACUCACCAUCUAUACAAAGGAGGGUUCGGUUGUUUUAGGCCCGGGAGAAACCUUUACGAUCCCAAAAGGAACUCAACAUGUGUUGGCCGCCUCCGGCAGUAAACCGACGAAAGCAUUAACAGUGACAUCUCCAAGCGGUUUUGCAAGACUCAUCCGUGAAAUUGGAGUAAGAAAACCACUGGAAAAUGCAAUGGAUCCAAAAACACUGGAGAAGUUCAUGCAAUUGUCUUCAGCGUUAGGAGAUGAAAUCCUGGGACCCCCUGGCUCAAGGCCGUAUUAUCUUAGCAUCUUCUACAGACCUCGCUACGCCGCAAACUUCAUAGCCAGCCUUCUUCAACAUGCGUUGCAGAGAAUCACCAUUUGGAGCAUAUUUGCCAAGAUAAUGAUAUGCACGGGCCACACUUAUUACAUCUCCGGUUUGCCCGCUCAGGGAAACCGCCAGGCCCUGAAUUAUCAGCGCUUCAUUGCUGGCAUCUGCCCAAUGCCAGCUGGCGUCAUCUACUGUCACAUGAAUAUGGCCAAUCCGGGUGGUGUAUACAUUCAUUUGAAUGCACAAACAAAUCAAACAACCAGUAUUUUUCGUAUUUAUGAAGACAAUGACUUCAUAAAUAUAAGAGGCAAAGGAACGGAUAAGGCAUACAGUGGCGGCACCCGGCUUGAUCUGUUUUAUGAGCAAAAAACAAAGCCUCAGCUAUUUCCCGGAAUGCUGCUAUCAAAAAAUGACAGCGCUGUAUUUACCGGGUCGUGGGGAAUAAUGCAAAUGGUUUUUACACCCAACAACAUUAAAGACCCUUAUUUUGAACCGGACGAUUAUUUCUAUUCCGGCGCAUUGUUCAUUAUUCAUUCCCUGACCUCCUAUAGUCCUGCACGGCGAUACAGUUUCCAGGCAGAACUGCAAUUGGGUGUACGGGGGCCAGCCGCGUUGGCAAAGCAAACUCAAACAUUCGUACACAGAAUCAUCCACUACACAAUUCCUAUGGGAUGGGACAACCAACUACAAAAUGCACCCAUAAUCAAUAUGAAUUUUGGACUCGAAAAACAGGUUACCAAAUCCAAUAAAUACUUCGAGCUGCUUGCUGGUGGUAAAAUGUCCCGGCAGGAUGCGAAAAUUAUUUUACUCGAUCUCAACAUGCCGGAUCUGAACAGCACGAUCCAAACUAUAAAGUUAUUACAGCGUGCCAAUCCGGAGGUAAAAGUACUGAUCCUGACAAUGUACAAUCAACCCGAGGUAAAAGACGAACUGAUGAAAUGCGGCAUAUUUGAUUUUAUUCAUAAGGGGGCGGAUAUCGAAGUGCUGAUCGCCCGCAUACACACUGCGCACAGUGAACUGACAAUGGGUGGUCAAUAUGCAGCCAUCGGUUUUGAAUCAUCUUCCAUGCGCCCCGGUACAAGGAAAGCAGCACAGAUAGGCCAGGGCACUGUUGUAACGCGCCUUUCUCCGGCCCCAAUCCACAAUGGGGAGAUUAAUGCCGACAGAGAGGGUCUGCUGACUGCGGGGAUCCCUCUCGUUGCCUAUUCCUCCUAUGAAGAGUACCGGCAGCAUGGCAAUACUCGUGGUCAGAGAUACCAUCAACAGCGGUUUAAGACAAAUGCUGCCCGCCUCGUGGAUCAUUGCCUUUAA